Nerophis lumbriciformis (worm pipefish) is the source of this 4139-nucleotide messenger RNA. Its product is annotated as potassium channel subfamily K member 5-like. Gene Ontology annotation, biological process: potassium ion transmembrane transport; stabilization of membrane potential. The record is from RefSeq and is a predicted model, not a curated record. NCBI's taxonomy places the organism in Eukaryota, Metazoa, Chordata, Actinopteri, Syngnathiformes, Syngnathidae. Gene Ontology annotation, cellular component: plasma membrane. Gene Ontology annotation, molecular function: outward rectifier potassium channel activity; potassium ion leak channel activity.
UCAGGUGCCUAAACAAUAAGAAUUUGCAGGGAGAAUGUGUGUGCGUGAAGUCAACAAAAGGCUUGUUUUACCGGGCAGCGAGUCGGUGAAGGACUACCAAGCCUAGAGAAACCGGAAAAAGUGACGUUAUGACGAGAGUAUGGCUGAUAAAGGCCCUUUUUUAACAUCGUGUAUCAUCUUCUACUUGUCCAUCGGAGCGGCGAUAUUCCAGAUACUCGAAGAGCCCAACUGGGAGUCAGCCCGCAGCAAAUAUCUUCUUCAAAAGGAAGAUGUUUUACAGAAGUACCCUUGCUUGAGGAAAGAAGAUCUGGAUGAGAUUCUGAAGGUAGUGUCGGAUGCUGCAGGCCAAGGUGUGUCUAUCACAGGGAACAAACACCACCACAUGUGGGAUUGGGGCAACUCUGUCAUCUUUGCUGCAACUAUUGUCACAACGAUAGGCUACGGUAACGUUGCUCCAAAAACCAAAGGAGGCCGUGUGUUCUGCAUCCUGUACGGUCUGUGUGGGAUUCCACUGUGUCUGGUGUGGAUCAGCACACUGGGUUCGUUCUUUGGAGACCGAGCCAAACGCCUUUCCCAAGUUCUGAUCCGUAGAGGCGUGCCAGUGAAACGUGUUCAGCUGAUCUGCACAGCAAUCUUCCUCUUAUGGGGGCUCUUUGUGCACCUGGUGUUUCCGCCAUUGGUUUUCAUGUCCAUGGAAGGAUGGAGCUACUUGGAAGGCCUCUACUUUUCCUUCAUAACUCUCACAACUGUUGGAUUUGGGGAUUAUGUAGCAGGUGUGAAUCCAAACAUUGACUACCCGAGGCUGUACCGAGUGCUGUCAGAGAUCUGGAUCUACAUGGGCCUGGCCUGGCUCUCGCUAUUCUUCAGCUGGAACGUCAACAUGGUCGUGGAGGCCCACAAGGUGUUUAAGAAGAGACGAUACGAACGCAAAGGCAAACACGUUGAGACGCCCGUUGACACGCCCAGAACGACCGUCGUCGACAUAUUUAAGUUCUUAUCAGAGAAAGAGGAAGACUACAGCACCGUCAUCAAGGAGAUCGGAAUGACGGCACCGAAGGUCAAAGCGGCCGAUGUUUUCAAUCGCUCCAAGAGCUGCAGCGACAUCUUGACCACCCACAUCGAGAAGCUGGAUCACUCGCCGCGGCACGGAGGGCCGUUGAGCAUCAGCGAAGUGUUUCUGAACUCUUUGGGCGGCAAAAAGGAAGAAAGCCAAGAGAAGUGCGGGACGGGAGAAGCAACAGAGAGCGCGGGUAGCGACGACACACACGGCGAUGGCGUCAGCGCCACGAGUGAGGGCAUUGAAUUUAAUGUAGCAGCCUCAACAACGCAGGAAGGAAGGUCACAACUUAACGAGAGUGCCACUCGGUUCACAAUUAGCAAAGUAGAAGAGGAAGAUUUAUCUCACGAUGAAAUGGGGUAGGUUUUUUGUUUAGUUUCUAUAAAAAAGAUAAUUGGCUUUCGGGUGAAAUUUCAGAAUAAUUCUAAAAUGCACUUUAAUAUUCACAGGUGAACUUAAUUUGGCCUUCUCCAAAACUUUGAAUGCAAAUGUUCAACAUUGUACUACUUAUCAAACUGAAUAAUUGUGUCAUCCAUGAAUGGACCAAUAAAUAUUACUGUUUCAUUCAAAUAGGAAAUGUAUCAAUCUUAAUCAUAAUGCUCACAUUUUGCAUUAUUGUUGAUCAACAGCGUUGCCACGGUAUGUUCUCACUGAUCAAAUGUAAUUAUAUUGCACUUUUUUCAUGCACAGGCAAGUUGCAACACAAAGUGCUUAGUUUAAGAAAAAACAAACACAUGCAAGCACAGCACAAUCGACAAUAACUAAAUAUGGCACUCAGGAUUCAGGGAAAAAACAUCACUUUUGAGGUGUCCACACUGAAUAAUGACAAAAAAAUGUUUACAUUAUUAAAAAAAAGUUAUUUAAACUACAUUUUGAAAUAUAUGUAAAAAUAUAAAUAAAAAAAUAUAUACCAUAUUUUCCAGACUAUAAGUCGCAUCCACUACAUUUUAGAAGAAGAAAAAUGAUCUUUCCAUAUAUUAGCUGCACUGGACUAUUAACCGCAGAUAUAUACCGGUUUGUUAUGAAAUUUGAUAUUUACAUAGAAAGAUUUUGUAAAUGUUUGUUUACAUAUCAUUAUUGUUUCCAAACAGUGCCUGUAACACGGCAGUAAAACGGCUGAUCAAACAAAACAGAAAAGUGAUAGAUGUCUUUAGUCGUCCUUUAUGAGAUGAAUACGUUUUUAUCUCUUUUUUAAGGUUCAAGAGGGUUAUCAGAAUUCUUCUUCCUUGUGCAAUGUAAACAUGUUGAGUUUGAACAGUUUCUUAAAGUGGACCAUUUUAGAACAUUGUUUGGCUUCUUUGCUUGCUCCGUUCCGUAAUUUAGCCGUUCGCGAAGAAAAAUCCAUGAGAUUAGCCGCACUUUUGUAUAAAUCGCAGGGUUAAAAGCUUGGGGAAAAAGUAACGGCAAAAUAGAUAAAAUAGUGAGAAUGACUGUUGCAAUAAAAUAUAAAUUAAGAUUGUUGAUAAUAAUAUUAUCAGGUUGCAACUGAGAUACAGAAAAACUAGAAGAGUGUAUUUCUCCAUUCAUGGAUUGCACAACUGUUGGGCAUUUUGCGGUUUUGUUUUUUUUUUCAUUGGAGAACAGCAAGUACAUUUGUCCCUCACCACAUUGCGCCUCAAAUAUUUUUGAUCACGUUACAGAUUUUCUUUAAGCACAAUUUAUAACAAGUUUGCCUUAAAUUAAGCCUUUUCAAGCAUAAAAAUGGCUAAAUAUAAAUAAACAUUACUAUAUAGGAUUAACAGAGUGUAAAGGUGACUAAAUUGUGUGAUUUCAUGUGCAGAGGGCUCUCAAAAUGUUAAAGUGUUAUUUAGAAGCUUGUAAACUAGUGUUUCAAUGCUCUAAUGAUGGAAAUAUUAUAAUUAUAAUUGAUUACUACUUCGCGGGAUUUCAUUUAUCACAGCCAUGUCCUGAAUUAAACGAGGGAUUAGUGUAGUGUAACAGUAGAGAAACAGAAUAAUGCAUUCGGAAGUUCAGAGAAGGUCAAAUAAAAUUAAUCUGUGAAUUAUUGAGCAUUUUAGGUUUAUCCUAAAAUUUUACUUAAAAGCCGAGUAACUUUUUGUGAAAGGUGUAGUCAGGACCUGUUCCACUCCUUUUUGGGAAGUAUUAUAAUUUUGAUGCAUUAACUUCAGGGGUGUCCACUUUUUUCAUUGAGGGCUGCAUAGUGACAUUGGAGAAUGCUGGAAGCCUUUUAGAUACGUUUCAUACACUUAAGACGCUAAUUAAUAACAAAGUACUUACUUAACAAUAGACCAAGGGAUAAAAAAAAAACAACUAUCCACACCCAGAGAAUGGCCACUAGACCGCACUUUGGACGGCCUUUAUAUACUUGAACUGGAGAUCUGUCUCUCUCUUCAUGGAAGACCUCUGAGAGUGUCUGAUUUCCAUCCAUUCAGCCGGCUGAUGUUCAACAUUUUCCACAAAGUGCCACCUAUAUUUCUUGGGACACCUUUGGAGAUGUAUCAACUUUUCUCUGAAGUUUACUGUCUUAUCACAUAUUGAUGUCACAGGCUUGCAUUAAAGACAUUGCACAGAUUAUAGAAAGGCAUUUUGUACAAAAAAAACUUUCUUAUAUUGGCGAUAAGCUGACAACCCAAGCAACCCAGCUUGUGGGGGCUUGUAACUUCAGCUUUACAGGUAUGAGGUUAGUUCCAAUUCAAUUUCAGCAAAUCCUUGGCUAAUACAUUUGUACAUUUGUUCGUCACACACGGUGUAGUUGUCCCAUCAGGGGUCACCACAGGGAGUGAUUCUCAGGAUUUCUUUGGCUUAGUUUUUACACCGGAUACCCUCCAAGGAUUUCCUUCCUGACAAAGCACUGCCAUUUAUCCGGGCUUGGGACAGAGGAACGCCAAAGGAUGGGAAUCGAACAAUGGACCAAAAUUUCCCACAUAUUGUUGUUUAUUCUCUGAGGGGAGGCUCACUUUAAUAAACAAUUCAAUGGUAAACCUGUCACACAUCUUCUAGCAUCUUGUGAUCCACAUCAUUGCCAAUGUAUACUCAAAGCUAGGGACAUUUGACAAAAAUGAUAGGGGAAAUUAACAUUUGAUUUUUAACAGUUAUUUAUAUUUAUCAUUUAUACAUACAU